Molecule: messenger RNA, 1000 nt
Organism: Alnus glutinosa
Lineage: Eukaryota; Viridiplantae; Streptophyta; Magnoliopsida; Fagales; Betulaceae
Product: 2-hydroxyisoflavanone dehydratase-like
Exons: 2
Coding region: 5-982 (325 amino acids)
Molecular function (GO): hydrolase activity
Source: RefSeq, a predicted model, not a curated record
CGACAUGGCUUCCAGCGGCAAGGAGGUUGAAGUGGAGUGUCUCCCAUGGGUGCGGAAGUACAAGGACGGCUCAGUCGAGCGACUACACGGCUCUCCUUACGUGGCUCCCACGCCUGAAGACCCAAAAACAGGAGUCGCAACAAAGGACAUCGUCAUUUCAAAGAACCCGGCCAUCUCUGCUCGCCUCUUCCUCCCAAAACUCGACCAGACCCGUCGACAAAAGCUUCCCAUCAUGUACUACACCCGAGGCGGAGCCUUUAACCAUGAGUCCGUCUUCUGUAGGGACCACACCCAGUUCUUCAGCAGCUUGGUCGCUGAGGCUCAAGUCGUCGGUGUAUCGGUGGAUUACAGGCAAGCUCCUGAGCACUUUCUCCCCAUUGCUUACGAAGAUUGCUGGGCAGGCCUCCAAUGGAUUGCAUCCCACGCAGUUGAUGAUACCGGUAUCGAAGAUAAAGACCCAUGGUUGGUGAAUCAUGGGAACUUUGAUCGAUUUAUUCUUGGCGGCGAUAGUGCAGGAGCCAACAUUGCACAUAACAUACUCAUGCGAGCCGGCGCUGAGAGCUUGCCUGGUGGUGUUGAGAUUUCAGCAGCUUAUCUCACCCACCCUUACUUCUGGGGUUCAAAGGCAAUAGGGUCAGAGCCGAGUGUAGAACGAGAGAAAAUGUUGCCGGCUUUGGUUUGGGAAUUUGCCUAUCCGGGGGCGCCCGGUGGUAUCGAUAAUCCAAUGGUGAAUCCUUUGGUUCCCGGAGCACCGAGCUUGGCUGGACUUGGGACUUCUCGGAUGCUUGUGACUGUUGCUGGGAAUGAUCUGCUUAGGGAUAGAGGUGUUGCUUACUAUGACGCGGUCGUAGAAAGUGGGUGGAAAGGAGAGGCUGUGCUGUUGGAAGUGGAAGGAGAGACGCAUGCUUUUCAUAUACUGGAAUUUGGGACUCAGAAGGCAUCCGAUUUUAUCAAACGCCUGGCUGCUUUUCUCCGCCAGUAAUUUUCGUUUUUUUUUUUU